AUGUCGGAGAAUCGGAAAAGCUGUUCGUUUGAGAUAUCCUUCGACGAAGUUGAGUCUCCUGCUUCUAAUAAGAGCCCUUUUGUCUCCGCGAAACUUUCAAAGAAUUGUGAUACUCAUGGGAAAGAUGCGGACGAGAGGAUGGCUGAAGUUUUACGAAGAAAGUCGGAUAUCUUGCAGCAAACUCGCGAAAAAUACGAGGCCUACAAUCAAAAAGUAAAGUUUGUGGUGGAAGAUAUAAAGACCAAGCGUGACUGCCAAAUUGCCGAAAUGAUAGAAAAUGCUGAAAUGCGACUUGAGAUGGCUACUCUCCGGCGCCGUCAGACUCUGGAAGAAAAGGCUGAAUCGGCCAAGAAAAUGUUUGACCGAGUUGAGCGUGUGCGGGCGUCUUUGUCGGAAGAGGCCGAGCGAAAAAUGAAUGAUAUCGUCCAAGACAUGGCCAAUAAAGAAAACAAUCGGAAUAACAUCAUACAAGGUGUUAGGGAUUCUUGUCAUCACGAGCUUGAUAAGGUCGCUAGGGCUCAAAACCGCCGGGCUUCAGUUGGCAAAGAUUAA
Messenger RNA from Hydatigera taeniaeformis, 552 nucleotides. The record is from the annotation of a GenBank genome assembly. Lineage: Eukaryota; Metazoa; Platyhelminthes; Cestoda; Cyclophyllidea; Taeniidae.